Molecule: messenger RNA, 135 nt
Organism: Funneliformis geosporum
Lineage: Eukaryota; Fungi; Glomeromycota; Glomeromycetes; Glomerales; Glomeraceae
Source: the annotation of a GenBank genome assembly
ACAGCGUCAAGAAAAUCAAACAAAAAUAACAGGUGUCACAAGUGACAGCCCUCUUUCCUUAGAAACUAUUCAAAAUGAACAGCCACGUAAACGCCAAACAUUACAAACUGAAGAAAAAUUGAAGAUGAACAGCUG